This is a messenger RNA of Microthlaspi erraticum, 333 nucleotides long. The record is from the annotation of a GenBank genome assembly. NCBI's taxonomy places the organism in Eukaryota, Viridiplantae, Streptophyta, Magnoliopsida, Brassicales, Brassicaceae.
AUGAAAAGUGAAAGUAGUCGCCUAUAUAAAGACAAACAAGUGUCUUCACUUUCUCACUACUCAAAUCUUCUUCUCUCACAAGAUAAGAGAUCAUUCUUGAAAGAGUCUAGAAAUUUCAAGAUCCAAAGAGAAGAAGAAUCGAUCAUGAUCUCUGUUGUGAUUAUCACUGAGCUACUAGUAGAGUACACGACGGCUCUCGCUAAACUCACCGCCGGGAUUCUUCCACGACGGUCCGGCGAUAGAAACGCCCUACGGGUCGGUGGUUUCCUCAUUCCCGCUCCUUCUGCGACUUCUAUGAUUCCUGAUUUCUCUUCUCAUCUCGUCGACUUCUGA